Molecule: messenger RNA, 402 nt
Organism: Mycosarcoma maydis (corn smut)
Lineage: Eukaryota; Fungi; Basidiomycota; Ustilaginomycetes; Ustilaginales
Product: putative cytochrome b5
Exons: 3
Coding region: 1-402 (133 amino acids)
Cellular component (GO): endoplasmic reticulum membrane; intracellular membrane-bounded organelle
Molecular function (GO): heme binding
Source: RefSeq, a predicted model, not a curated record
AUGUCCGAAUCCGAGAACAAGUCCGAUUCCAAGAAGAUCACCAUGGAGCAGCUCAAGGAGCACGGCUCUCAUGAUGAUCUCUGGCUCCUCAUCGACGGCAAGGUGUAUGACGUUAGCAAGUUCUUGGACGAGCACCCCGGUGGUGACGAGGUUCUGGUCACCGAGGCUGGCAAGGACGCUACCGAAGCUUUCGAGGACGUUGGACACUCUGAGGAUGCUCGUGCACUCCUCGGGCCCAUGUUCGUGGGCGAGCUUGAGGGCGGCACCCAGAAGGUCAAGACCACUAGCGGCGCCGUGACCAACGAGAACAACUCGAAUGCCAACAGCCACCCCAUUUUCAUGUUCAUCCCCCUUGCAUGCCUUGUUGCUUAUCUUUCCUACAAGUACGUCUACGUCUCCUAG